GGGACAAUCCGCUCCAUAGGACACCCGUUUUAACUGUCGGAAGAUAAAUCUACCUCCAGUCUUCAUUUUCGUCGAGUGUUGUCUCACAUUUUUUCCUCUUCUGAAGAAGUACAGCCAGUUGCUCUCUCUCUCUAUCUCUCCAAAGCAUUAUUGAUAACUUAUUGAUAAGGAGACAUUGCACUAUUCUUUUUAUUGUUGAUAUUCCUUGUAUUUUGCACUAAAGAUGCACACCACGCAAAAGGACACGACUUAUACGAAAAUUUUUGUCGGGGGUCUACCCUACCACACCACGGAUUCAAGUCUCAGGAAAUAUUUUGAAGUGUUUGGCGAGAUUGAAGAAGCGGUGGUUAUUACCGACAGACAGACCGGCAAGUCUAGGGGUUAUGGAUUCGUGACGAUGGCGGACCGCUCGGCCGCCGACCGGGCCUGUAAGGACCCAAACCCAAUCAUCGACGGCAGGAAGGCCAAUGUCAACCUGGCCUACCUGGGGGCCAAGCCUCGGGUGAUGCAGCCAGGGUUUACCUUUGGUGUUCCCCAAAUUCACCCCGCGUUCAUCCAAAGGCCUUAUGGGAUCCCGGCCCACUAUGUGUACCCUCAGGCCUUCAUGCAGCCCAGUGUGGUCAUCCCACACGUACAGCCCACAGCUGCCACCUCUGCCACUGCCUCCUCCCCCUACAUCGACUACACUGGAGCCGCCUACGCGCAGUAUUCUGCCGCCGCGGCCAGUGCCGCCGCCGCCGCCGCAUAUGAGCAGUAUCCCUACGCUGCCUCCCCGGCUGCCGCAGGGUAUGUGGCCACCGCCGGGUACGGCUACGCGGUCCAACAGCCUUUAGCCACCGCUGCCCCGGGGUCAGCUGCCGCUGCAGCUGCUGCCUUCGGUCAGUACCAGCCCCAGCAGCUGCAAGCCGACCGCAUGCAAUAGCAGCCACUGCAA
Molecule: messenger RNA, 934 nt
Organism: Myripristis murdjan (pinecone soldierfish)
Lineage: Eukaryota; Metazoa; Chordata; Actinopteri; Holocentriformes; Holocentridae
Gene: rbm24a
Product: RNA binding motif protein 24a
Exons: 4
Coding region: 224-922 (232 amino acids)
Biological process (GO): positive regulation of myotube differentiation; regulation of alternative mRNA splicing, via spliceosome; mRNA stabilization
Cellular component (GO): cytosol; nucleus
Molecular function (GO): mRNA 3'-UTR binding
Source: RefSeq, a predicted model, not a curated record